Phytophthora infestans T30-4 is the source of this 1071-nucleotide messenger RNA. Its product is annotated as mannitol dehydrogenase, putative. NCBI's taxonomy places the organism in Eukaryota, Oomycota, Peronosporomycetes, Peronosporales, Peronosporaceae. The record is from RefSeq and is a predicted model, not a curated record. The coding region runs from base 1 to 1071 and encodes 356 amino acids. The transcript has a single exon. Gene Ontology annotation, molecular function: oxidoreductase activity, acting on the CH-OH group of donors, NAD or NADP as acceptor; zinc ion binding.
AUGUCGACUGCCCCGAGGACCGUGCACGCGUAUGCCACAUUCGCCAUGGGCGAGGAAGCCAAGCCAUGGGAGUACCAGUCGCGUCCUCUUGGCCCAGAGGACGUGGAGAUCAAGAUCUCGCACUGUGGCAUCUGUGGCUCCGAUCUACACACCAUGGACAGCGGCUGGAGUCAGACCAUGUAUCCGUGUGUGGUCGGCCAUGAGAUCGUCGGUGAAGUGACGCUGGCCGGCGACCAAGUGAAGGGCAUGAAGGUCGGUGACCGUGUGGGUGUCGGUGCGCAAGUGUGGGCCUGCCUCAACAAGUUCCCGGACGAUCCGUGCAAGGAAUGCGCCAACGGCAAGGACGCCUACUGCCGCCACCACGUGGGCACGUACAACUCGAAAUACCGCAAGACGGACGACGCAAUCACGUACGGCGGGUACGCAGACUACAUUCGCGUCACGCACGAGUACGCGUUCAAGAUCCCAGACAACAUCCCGUCGGACGUGGCCGCACCGCUGUUGUGCGCCGGCACCACCGUGUUCACUCCGUUCAAGGAGGUUGGUAUCAAACCUGGUGACCGCGUUGGUAUCGUGGGCGUUGGAGGGUUGGGCCACCUGGGCAUCCAGUUCGCCAAGGCUAUGGGUGCCGCUGCAGUGGUGGCCUUCUCCCGCUCAGCCAGUAAGGAGCAGGAGAUCCGUCGUCUCGGUGCAGAUGAGUUCGUCGUGUACACAGACGAGAAGCAGGCGGCGGACGCAGCCAAGUCGGUUGACAUUCUACUGAUCACAGCCGACGCCAACAACAUGCCCUACACGCUGUUCCUGAGCUUUCUGGCGGUGCACGGUACUGUGAUCAUGGUUGGUCUGCCCAAUGACGAGAUCAAGUUCAAGCCGUUCCCGCUCGUAGCCAAGGGCCUCAAUUUUAAGGGCAGCGCCAUCGGCAGCAUCCAGGACAUCAAGGACAUGCUGGAUGUGGCGUCCAAGAAGAACGUACGCCCUGUGAUCCAGAAACUUCCCAUGAGCAAGGUGAACGAGGGCAUCCAAAUGGUGCGCAGCGGCACUGUGCGCUACCGCGUCGUGCUAGAGAACUGA